Messenger RNA from Myzus persicae (green peach aphid), 1543 nucleotides. RefSeq names its product EF-hand calcium-binding domain-containing protein 4A-like. The record is from RefSeq and is a predicted model, not a curated record. The transcript has 9 exons. Gene Ontology annotation, molecular function: calcium ion binding. Bases 267 to 1259 code for a protein of 330 amino acids. Lineage: Eukaryota; Metazoa; Arthropoda; Insecta; Hemiptera; Aphididae.
GGCGGCGGCAAUAACGUCUAUCCGGUGGGAACUUUGAGAAAAUUCGCCCACCGGUCCGCUUUUGACGACGACCUGUGGCCUUGGACUGCCGCGCACGAACGCAGCUUUGGGCGCCGCCUCUUCCCACACUCGCCCGCCACUCGGUGACAACUGCGACCGCGGUACAUUAUUGCUACCGGCGAGCUCGGCAUACGGCACCGGGUCGUGGCCGCGCACCGAGAUAAGAAUAUUGUUGAAAAAGUACCGUCCACACUGCCGCCUCCGCCAUGGAGGCCAUCGGACACAAACUCUUUCAGCUCGGCGAUCCCGAGGGAAAGGGAUUCAUCGUGAGACGAGACAUGCAAAAAUUAAAAGACGAGCUCUCAAUGACCCCGGAGCAAUUGGAGAUCGUAUUUGAUACAUUGGAUGUCGAGCAAAAGGGUUACCUUACACUCUGUCAGUUUUUGGAAAAGUUCAAUUCCGAGCAGAGCGAGUUUGUAUUUUUAAGAGAAGACACGGCGCCAAUGAAUUUCAGGAGUAAUCGAUGGAAGGAGCAGCAAAACGUGGUUUCGUUCAAAUGUUCUUACACAGAAGACCUCCAAACACUUUUGCAAACCAUUAAAGACACGAACAUGAUAAAAUUGAGCGUAGGACAUUUAGAGAACAUAUGCAAGGCAGCCUCUCAGAUGGAACCAGACAGUGCGGUCUCGGUGGGCCGCGUCGAAGCGUUUCUCAGGGCGCUCAACAUGGACCUGAUAAAGAUUGUUGAACGUGACAGAGAGCUGGAAGAGAUGCUGCAGAGCAGAGAGAUCCAACACCAAAACAACAUGCAAAAACUUUUCGAAGAACUUGAAUCGCAUUUCCGUGAAGAGCAAGAAAAGACCAAACUUGAAGACCAAAGAAAAUUCCGGUCAGAACUAACCGCGUUGGAAAACGAACUGGCCGACAAGGAGGAUAGGUACCGAGCCGCCGUGUCCACUAGGCAGGAAUUUGCGGGACAGCUAGUGGCAGCCCAACAGCGUGAACUGGCGGUUAUGGCCGAAAACGCUAAACUUAUAGAAACCCGUGAAAGGCUGUUGAAUGAUUUGGAUGCGGAACGGGCUAAAACCUGUCGGCUGGAAGAAAUCAUUGAGAGAACCAAUGUGGAGUGCGCCGCGGAUAAUGAAAAACACUUCAAGCAAGGGUUCUACGUGGCGAAAAAUUUGGUCUCCAUGAAAGAAGAAGGACUUUUGCAACAGUUAGAAAUCCUUCAGGACAUGAAAAACAUCCUAUUGAACUGACACUCGGGCGGCGUCAUCAUCGCCGACAUACUCAACCUAAAUUUCACUAUUGAUUAUACGAUUCAUAUGCAUAAUCACACGCAUCUACAGACUAUAAAUAGUGAUGCAACAUCAACAAUAAUACAUCAUCAAUAUUAUAUUUUAAUCAUUAUUAAUAUUGUUACUACAUUUGAAUUUGAGCAUCAGCUAUACAAGCCUACAAAGUUAUUAAAGCUUACAUUAGGCUAACGCCUAACAUUGUAUUUACAUCAGAUUAAUUUAUACAUACAAAUUGUUUUUUAAAU